Messenger RNA from Verruconis gallopava, 2520 nucleotides. RefSeq lists its product as uncharacterized. Bases 518 to 2278 code for a protein of 586 amino acids. The record is from RefSeq and is a predicted model, not a curated record. The transcript is spliced from 2 exons. NCBI's taxonomy places the organism in Eukaryota, Fungi, Ascomycota, Dothideomycetes, Venturiales, Sympoventuriaceae.
CAGCAACCUACUGUUAGAGCUCAAUAACGUGCCUGUGCGACGAUUCCACCGAUAGUUCGGAUCUACCAGUACUUGUCUCUUGCUCACUCUUCUCCUGCUUUCCGCCUCGUGUAGUGUCCUAGUGUGCCGCCGCAGACCUUGCGACGCAACUGUCUCAACUAAUUCGCUGAUCCAAUCCUACCUGACGUCUACGUUACUUAGCCACCGCUCGCUCCUCCUCCACGAACAGCAGCCGAAUAGACUCCUCACGACGUUUUGGACGCCCACAUAUUGCCUCCCGUCGCAUGCUCGACAGGACCAUACGUUUACUUCACCAGAAACACCGCCUCUCCACUGGUCCGCUAGUGUCGACACACGACAUCAUCGAGGCGGGAGUUGGCCCGCAGGAGCGGCUCUAGAAGCCUGCGAGGGCGUGCAAACGAGCGGCUUGGUCGGUCACAAACAGAGCCAAGCCAACGCUGACGACUGGAAGGAGUGGGCUCACCUCCUCGUCUCACAUGGUCUCUUGAGCAAAGGCAUGGACCCGCACACCGCUGCCUUCACACCACACAACGACUUUUGGCGUCUUGAGAUGCUGAAGGUGCAGCACACACAAGCAGAUCAUGCGGAGCGACUGGCGAGACUCGAGCGACGCCAGGACGACGACGCCAGGAUGAAGAGCGUAUGGGGAACGUCGAGCCCAUUUCCAGGCGUUCUGAGUGGGACGCCGCAGCAAGCUCCUCUGCACCAGCCGCCAGCAGAUGCGUUCUCUGGCUUCGACGACCACGCUUCUCUCAUUGGUAGCUUGCACCUGGAUGCCGAAGACGAACCCAGAAGACCUGGUGCAACCUCGCGCGCAAACAGCGUUCGAUUUGACGAAAGCGCAAAUCAAAGCCACUGGUCGCACCCGCACCGCUCGUCCAUAGACCUCAUUCCUCGCUCUGGCAGCAGUCUAAGCUCGCAUCCCAUGAUUGAGCGGACCUAUUCACACAAGUCGGAUGGACGGCAGAGCUCCGCCGGUCAGUCUGUACAUUCAGCAACUUCUGGCAGAGCCAACAGUCUGGGUAUAGAUACGCCGUUCUCUGGAUUGGGAACCUCGCCUAUGGAGGCGCCUGCCUUUGCACCAGGCCUUUUUGUGCUGGGUUCCGUGCCGUCCAUUAUACGCUGCUGGCUCAACGAGAACUUUAAGCACGAUUCAUUACUGUACGCCGCUGUGUGCACCGGCUCACAUGGAUCCUACCUCGACGAGAGACUUGUUGCCCAGCUCGGCUACAAAGAGCAAGUUCGAGACGAGACAGACAAGAAGAUCAAGCUUCCUGUUUACUUUCCAGAGGCCACCACCAGAAAUGUUUCUUCGUCCCGACCAAGCAGUCCCACCCCUCAACUACCCUCGAUCGCAGUCGACUUCACGGUGGUCACUCAACGUUCUGACGAAAACGAUCCAUCAAUCCAGAUUUUCAUCGGCAGCGACGUUCUCAGAGCACACAACGGUGAUGUUCGCUUUUCCACAAACAACAUUACUCUGUACGACGAUGAUCGCUGCAAGCUCUCCAUCCCCAUGGUACGGCCUGAAAAUGAGCAAACUUUCAAGAACUUGCGCACAAUGAGCCUUUCACCUUCGGUGCUAGAGGCUCCUAAAAAACAGCCUCCACCGUGCCAACCGUCGUUAUCCAAUGGACUAAAACAAACAGCCACAAAUGGGUCAUUUUCUCCAGAUUCUUCGGGUCAGCAAUCUUCCCCUCGCGUGUCCUUGGAUGAACAGCCCAGCCGACCCUCGAUUACUGAGGACAUUUCCACUGGUUCAACGCGUCAAAGCCUAGAAGACCGCUCUGCUCCCGUCAAUGUAGUGACAAAGGUACAAUCUUUGGACCAAGCGGACCCAGAUUCGCGAGCUACAUCAUCGACAACCCCUUCUAGUAUCUGGGGAACCUGGCGGCGCGAUUCUGCAGAGUCGGGGAAAUCAUCAAGCCAGUGGGCUAAGACAAGCGGCAACUAUCAACGCCGAGAACAAGGUAUCAAAGUUCUUCGCCCAACGAAAUCUUCCAGGGCCGUCUCCGCAACAGGAGCUCCCACAACUUCUGCCCCCACGGUGGAAACGGUUUCCGUCCCAGCCACAAGUCAGUCGAGGUACUUCACCGAUGGGGGCCGAAGAACGAACAUGGAAACAUCAGGGUCAAACCUAAGUCUGAGUUCUAACAGUAAAAAGGACAUGACAACACCGAUAGCCGCAGGAGCUGGGAAGACCAAAUCGGCAAAUCCGGUGGGUGGUGCCAGUGCAUUCUCCUGGCUCUCCAAGUGAAUGUGCAGCACGUUCUAAUACGGCAUUUUCUCCCAAUGUCUUUUUUAUUUUCAACCUGUAUUCAUGUGUUGAGAAAGGCUCCCACGAAAUUUGUGGGGGCUAAGUCGAGGUGUGUAGAACAACAGCAGCUACCGCUACCACCUGCGGCAGAUUUCGCCUACAAGUAGCUCAAGGAGGUUCUUCAGCCGGCGCGAGCUGGCAGAGCCCCCCCAAAUGAAAUGAUGUCAGAAAUUAUGCACUGA